GCGGCCGGGCGGUGCUCUCCCGCCGCCUGAGUGGGCGCGGCGCGGGACGGCGGCGCGGGGUGCCGGGAGCCAUGGGCUAUUGCAGCGGCCGGUGCACGCUGGUGGCGGUGUGCGGCGCGCAGCUGGUUUCUGUGCUCGAGAGGCAAAUAUUUGACUUCCUUGGUUAUCAGUGGGCACCCAUCUUGGCAAAUUUCAUACACAUUAUUGUAGUCAUACUUGGCUUAUUUGGAACCAUCCAGUAUAGACCUCGUUACAUAACAGGAUAUGCUGUCUGGCUGAUCCUUUGGGUUUCAUGGAACGUGUUCGUUAUCUGCUUCUAUUUGGAGGCUGGAGACCUUUCAAAGGAAACAGAUCUCAUUCUGACAUUUAAUAUCUCAAUGCAUCGUUCAUGGUGGAUGGAGAAUGGACCAGGUUGCACCGUGACCUCAGUAACACCAGCCCCAGACUGGGCUCCAGAGGAUCAUCGUUAUAUCACUGUCUCGGGGUGUUUUCUUGAGUAUCAGUACAUAGAAGUGGCUCACAGUUCUCUUCAGAUCUUCCUUGCACUGGCAGGCUUCAUCUAUGCCUGUUAUGUUGUGAAAUGUAUUACUGAAGAAGAGGACAGCUUUGAUUUCAUAGGUGGAUUUGACUCUUACGGCUAUCAAGGCCCACAGAAGACAUCUCAUUUACAGCUACAGCCCAUGUAUAUGUCAAAGUGAAAACGGGACUGCUCAAGAUGGGCUGGAGGACCUGUCAAAGAAAAUGUUUUGGGGUUGCCCGCUGGUUCUUCAAAGAGCAAAAAAAUUCCAGUUUUUGUGCUAAAAAAAAAAAAAGGCUGAUUGAACAAUGAGACAAAAUGCAACAGAAACAUUCAGCCUCUCUUUCUAACAGGUACUAAGGAGGUGCCCCAGACCUCCUUCCUGCUUCCCAGCACCACAGGGCCAGAGCAGAGGCGCUGGUGCUUCCCUCUCGCUCCUCUGGACUGCAGCCUGAACCGCCAGUGGGGCCCAUCUGGAUUAAGACAUGAACCAAGCCAAUACAGUGCUUUUGGAGUCCCCUCCACACUCCUGGCCACAUUCAGUCUCUGUAGUCAACACAAGGCUAAGAAUACUGGGAUGACCUUGCAACAGAAGUCAAUAGACAGCACGUUGUUUGCCCUGAAGGCUGUACAGUUCAUACUUGCCUUAACCUAACUGCAUUGCACAUCAGAGAAACUCAGUGCAAGCUUUCUGAAGUAAUGUCCUUUAGGCUCAACACGCUGUCAUUAAUUCUGAACGAUUUCUAAGUCAGUAGUUUUCUUUGUUUUGUUUUGUUUUCAUGUCAGGGAAUAAGGCUCUGUUGCUCCGUGGCUCCAGAGUGACCAAGUAGAAAACUGCCAGCUGUCAGAAAGUGCUUUACUUUUGAGGCUCCACAGUGGUCAAGAAACAAACCGUUUAUAAUGAUUAAAAAAAAAAAGAAAAAAAAAAAAA
Molecule: messenger RNA, 1448 nt
Organism: Phasianus colchicus (ring-necked pheasant)
Lineage: Eukaryota; Metazoa; Chordata; Aves; Galliformes; Phasianidae
Gene: NKAIN2
Product: sodium/potassium transporting ATPase interacting 2
Biological process (GO): regulation of sodium ion transport
Source: RefSeq, a predicted model, not a curated record